Molecule: messenger RNA, 995 nt
Organism: Cyprinodon variegatus (sheepshead minnow)
Lineage: Eukaryota; Metazoa; Chordata; Actinopteri; Cyprinodontiformes; Cyprinodontidae
Exons: 6
Coding region: 91-918 (275 amino acids)
Source: RefSeq, a predicted model, not a curated record
AAGCAUUUCUUUACAAGCUAAAUUAUUAUGAGUUUUUUAUGCUAUUUGCUUUUUCUGAAAAAAAUCUGUCAAUUCUUGUGGUGUUAGUUGAUGAAUAAUGAUGUGGAUGGUGAUACAGUUGAUUGUGGCCUCACUGAGAGCAUGAUCGCAGUACUCUUUCAAGGAUCUUUCAAGAAGCAACUGAAAUUUAAUCAGUUCUUGUCCAAGCAAAAGGAGUCUGUGAUAUCAAUCACUUUAGAACCUGUCUCUCCAGAAGAAUGGCAGCAAGGUACUUCUUCAGCAUCAUCCAGCCUUGUAACAAGUAUGGGACUGCCUUCUACUUUUGAAAUCCCGGUUUUCCCAAAAAGUCUGCAGACAAAGCUUGACCAGAAAGAACCAUGUCAGAAAAACCCAAAGGAUAGACACACAAUAAUCAGAGUCCUCUAUGAAGCUGUUGCACAGCAUACAAUGUAUCCCACAAAUGCGGAAUAUGUCCAGGCUGUAAAGAUGUUGAUUGUGAAGUAUCCUUUUCUCAGGGAUCUUGAGGGAAAUGGUUAUCAUACAUGGCACAUGUCUCUGAAGCGUAAAUUUAAAUUUGAGCGUGCACCCCUGAUUCACAAUGAUGAAGUGAGACGCAGCAAGGAGAGGUUUGGGUUCAAAGGAUCAAAGCAGCCUGUUGAAUCUAAAGGAACAAGUCAGAGAAAUGUUUCCAAGGUUCCAAAUGUCAUUGGUGAGGAUCCAUUUUCCAUUGAGGCUCAUGUAAAGGUCUUACACAGCCAGUAUCAGAAGCUGCAACCAGACACAAAAAUUGUCAAAGAUCGUAUGCAGCAGACCUUUGCAUGGCGGCGAAAGGAGAUCGUAGAUGGCAUGACUUUGGCAGACACGCUUGAAAAAUACCCUUUCUUAAGAUCAUCAACAGGCGUAAGUGGCUUAAAAUGAAAUGGAUUUUCUCACCAUGAUGUGAAGUAUGUUAGUCUAGACCAGGGAUUCACAAAGUUAUGUGCCGGUAGGGGCUG